AUGAUCAAUUCCAAUAAGGUGAUCAAGUCUGGUUUCCACCAGUCGCUAGCUAAUGACAGCGUUCCAUCUUUGGCACUUAGUCACCAGGAAUCCAUCCCCGAGAAGAGUUCUGGGACUCGGCUUUCUGCCCCAGCGCAACCUUCCGACGGGCCGACCUCCCCAGCAGAAUACAGCGGGCAAUUGUCGCAGCUCUACAAACAGAUCCUCCUUCUUAACAACGAUCUCACCUUCGAGCGGUACAUGAAGCAACAGCACAUGAUCCAUAUCGGCGAGCUCCGCAGGCGUCAGGUCCGAGAAGCCGCAACAGAGGCGGAAACUCAGAACCUCAUCAUGGCUAACCGGAAUCUGAAGCACCGGCUUGAAGACGCCAAAAAGGCCGAGAUGCAAGCCAAAAAGGAGUCUGAGAACCGGCGGACUCUCGCAAAGAAUUGGGAGAAGGAUCUUUCCGCGAAGCUCAAGACGCUGCGUGAGGAGCAAAAGAAAUGGACUACUGAAGGAGCAGCCCUCAAGCGCGAGCUAGAAGCGAAGAAGGAUGAGGCAGAGAGGCUCACGAAGAUUGUGUGUGAAUUCGAGACCAAGGAAUUGAACGCCAAGCAGAGUGUCCAGGUCGUCGACCAGAACGUAGCAGAGCAUGAGAGGCUGAAGGCGGAGGUGACGCGGCUCACAGUGUCCGAGCGGACUUACCAGGCAAAAGAGAAGCAGAUGGAGCUCGCCGUGGUAGAAGCAAAUGAGUCGUCUAGCCGGGCAGAGUUGCUGCAAAUGCAAUUAACGGCUCGCGAAUCCGAGCUCCAGCAGACAAAGGAGCUCUUUCAAUCACAGAUUGUGGUCCUCAACACGAAGCUCCAAGAAGCUUUGAAGAAUAGCCGGGCCAGCCGGAACAUUGACACCAGCACGAUGAUCGAGAAGGUGCUGGCUGACAGCCGAGCGAAGCAGUCCGAGCUGCAGAAGCAGUACAGCCUCCUAAUGAGGAAGUAUACGGUGCUGCAGUCGUCCCUUCUGGACAUGACUGCCAAUUCAAAUGUCCACCCGGGGCGCGGUGUUCAGAACACAGUUCGAAAAGAACGCAAGGAUAAGAAAAAGGAAGAGCCCGACAAGAAGGAUAAGAAAUCCUCGGGUAUUCAACGUAUAAGAGGCUUUGUAUGA
Messenger RNA from Phaeoacremonium minimum UCRPA7, 1143 nucleotides. Its product is annotated as putative tuberous sclerosis 1 protein. Bases 1 to 1143 code for a protein of 380 amino acids. Gene Ontology annotation, cellular component: TSC1-TSC2 complex. The record is from RefSeq and is a predicted model, not a curated record. NCBI's taxonomy places the organism in Eukaryota, Fungi, Ascomycota, Sordariomycetes, Togniniales, Togniniaceae. The transcript has 2 exons. Gene Ontology annotation, biological process: negative regulation of TOR signaling; regulation of cell cycle.